Anisakis simplex (herring worm) is the source of this 1431-nucleotide messenger RNA. The record is from the annotation of a GenBank genome assembly. NCBI's taxonomy places the organism in Eukaryota, Metazoa, Nematoda, Chromadorea, Rhabditida, Anisakidae.
AUGUUGGGACGACUCAAUUUCACUGAUCUCGGCUUCAAUAAAGAAGCACUUCCUCAAGGUACACAAGAACGAGACUGCAGGUCUCGACCAAGACAUCCGUGUUUCAAUGCUGGUGAUGAGAGAAGCAAUGAACAGCCCGGUUUAACGGUGAUGCAUACGUUGUUCCUUCGAGAGCACAAUCGCAUCGCAACUAUUCUCAAUCGAAUCAACAACUUUUGGCCUGAUGAAACCAUUUAUUCGGAAACACGUCGAAUAAUGGGCGCAAAAGUACAACAUAUUGUUUAUAAUGAAUGGUUACCAGUGGUUUUGGGCUGCGAAACAGCAGCCAAGUAUGAUUUAGUGCCUCGCAAAAUUGGAUAUUUCACAGGUUACGAUGAACAUUGCGAUGCAACAGUAACACAAGAACUGGCCACAGCAGCUUUCCGAUUCGGACAUUCGCUUAUCAGAAAUACAUUCCCACGACUCGACGGAAAUUACAAAGAGAGUGCUGAUGCGAUCGAUCUCAAGUCAAUGUUCAACAACGAAUCGUUCUAUUAUCAGUCAGAAUCCGGUCAUAUCGAAUCCGUUCUGAUGGGUCUUCUUGGUGUUCAAAGCAUGGCGUUCGAUCGACACAUUGCAAGUGCUGUGCGAAAUCAUCUCUUCCAAAAGCCCGGUGGCCUAUUCACCGGUCUCGAUCUACCAGCGUUGAAUAUUCAACGAGCGAGAGAUCACGGAGUCCCUCCGUAUAAUGCUUACCGAGAAAUGUGUGGAAUGAAGAAGGCACGUAGAUUUGAAGACUUACAAGAUAUAAUGGAUGCAUCAAGUAUAAAGGCUAUGAAAAGUGUUUAUGACAGCGUUAACGAUAUCGAUCUCUUUCCCGGACUUAUGUCUGAAAAACCACUAAAAGGUGCAUUGGUGGGCCCAAUGGCUGCAUGUAUAAUCGCUGAACAAUUUCAACGCUUGAAAAAAUGUGAUCGAUUCUACUAUGAGAACGACAAUCCUGCAACAAGAUUCACUCCAGCUCAGCUGUCUGAGAUUCGUAAAACAACAUUGAGUAAAUUGAUAUGCUCAAAUAGUCAGUAUGCGAGAAGGAUUCAACCGAACGCCUUCCUUAUGCCCGAUGAUCUCACAAACGCUCCAGUGAAAUGCUCCGAACUUCCCGAUAUUGACUUAUACGAAUGGCUUGAUCGACAAUUUUGUGUGGUUGAUCAUCGCGUGAUCAAUCUUGGUAAAACGAAGCGCAUCACACCGUGUAUCACAUGCACGUGUACGGCUGAAGGGCCAGAAUGUCAUUCGAUGACAAUCGAUCGAUGCGAAACCCUACUGUCCGACUAUUUAUUCACUGAGAUUGUAGCGGUUUGUUUUCGUAUUCUUUCCAAUCAUCCAAUAUUUUCUUCUAAAAUACACCAACUAUCCAUUAGUUCGCGAAAACAUCAACUGUGUUCUUACUGA